GAACUUGGAAAUUCAAUUCAACGUAAAAUGCUACAAUAUGGCGCAUCAUGAACCAACAGAUGGAUUGCAGUGUUUUGUAGUGAAAUUAAAUAAUUAUCUCCCUUUCAGAUAUAUUUUCUAUACAUUGCCGAGAUAUUUUUUAUAUGGAAAAAGUAUAUGAAGUAUUGUAGGUAUUUUGUGAAGAAUCCUUUUACUUGUGUAAAAGUGAGUGCAAAAUGGAAAUGCAUGCAAGUGCUAAGUAGAUAGUGAAAGCCAUCGAAAAAUGCAUUAUUGGCUGAUAAGUUGACAUCUUCUGGAAAGUCACUACACUUAAUGUUGACUAACAAAGAUGUUGGGCGGCGUGGCGGGUCGACAUGUGUCGACCAGGAGGAGAGGAUCGUCGCCAAUGGUGAGGCUCGGGGCAAACUUGAGCCUCGCCCUUGAGCAUGGCGAUGGAACCAUACCACCCCGGGUUCCCGCGCGCCGUAGACGGGCUGUGACAACAAGUGACCACAAAAGUUGCGCUCUUAUCCAAACGAGACUGAAACUUGGUGAUAUCAUGUUGGCAGCGGCUCAGGAAGCGGCGCUAGCGGGACAAAGCUCCAGCGGGGGGCACAAGGGGGCCCAUCGCUUAGCUGAUAGAAUGGGCGGCCCAAGUAGUCAGGCGGGUCAGUCUCCAGCCGGAGGCGGACCCACCUCAUUGUUUAUCCUCACAGAGGAUAACCCCAUUAGGAAGUACACACGAUUUAUAAUAGAAUGGCCGCCCUUCGAGUAUGCUGUGUUAUUGACAAUCAUUGCAAACUGUGUAGUGCUGGCUCUGGAGGAGCAUUUGCCUCACGGAGAUAAAACCAUAUUGGCUCAGAAAUUGGAAAGAACGGAGGCCUACUUUUUGGGCAUAUUCUGUGUGGAAGCUUCGCUCAAGAUCAUAGCCUUAGGGUUUGUGCUGCACAAACACUCCUACCUCAGGAAUAUAUGGAACAUUAUGGAUUUUUUCGUUGUAGUGACGGGGUUCAUCACAAUGUUCCCACAAAAGGGGCCCGAAGUAGAUCUCAGAACAUUAAGGGCCAUACGUGUUCUACGGCCCUUAAAAUUAGUGUCUGGAAUUCCUAGUUUACAAGUAGUUUUAAAAUCUAUAAUUAAAGCAAUGGCGCCGUUGCUUCAGAUCGGACUCUUAGUGUUAUUUGCAAUUGUCAUAUUUGCAAUUAUCGGAUUGGAGUUCUAUUCUGGUACUCUGCACAAAAGUUGUUAUAGUUUAGAGGAUAUAAAAAUAAUAAUAAAAGAAGGUGAGAUGGCUACACCUUGUAACACAGACAACGCAACGGCAGCCCCGGCGGGCGCCUACGUAUGCAACUACAAUCAGAGCACCUGUAUAGAACAGUGGGAAGGACCGAACUUUGGCAUAACCAGCUUCGAUAACAUUGGUUUUGCCAUGCUGACAGUAUUUCAGUGCAUAACUAUGGAAGGCUGGACCGCAAUACUGUAUUGGACCAACGAUGCAUUAGGUUCAACGUUCAAUUGGAUCUAUUUCGUGCCUCUUAUAGUAUUGGGAUCAUUCUUUAUGCUCAACUUGGUUCUUGGUGUUCUUAGUGGUGAAUUUGCAAAAGAACGAGAAAAAGUUGAGAAUCGGCAAGAAUUUCUGAAGCUUCGACGCCAGCAACAGCUAGAAAGAGAACUCAAUGGUUAUGUUGAGUGGAUAUGCAAAGCCGAAGAGGUAAUCUUGGCUGAGGAAAGGACUACCGAGGAGGAGAAAAUGCACAUAAUGGAAGCUCGAAGGCGCGCUGCAGCGAAACGGAAAAAACUUAAAAACUUGGGAAAAUCCAAAUCAACAGAUACCGAGGAAGAGGAAGCCGAUGAAGACUGCGCAGAUGACGGUAUGUGUUGUGGAUAUUUAAAAUCAAAAGUGAAAUCGCAAGGUCGCUGCAAAGGAUUCUGGAGGGCUGAGAAGAGAUUUCGGUUCUGGAUACGACACACCGUGAAGACACAGUGGUUCUAUUGGUUCGUUAUUGUCCUCGUGUUCCUCAACACGGUUUGUGUUGCUGUUGAGCACUAUGGGCAGCCAAAGUGGUUAACAUCAUUUCUCUAUUACGCGGAGUUUGCCUUCUUGGCACUCUUCAUGAUGGAGAUGUGGAUUAAGGUAUAUGCCCUUGGUCCUCGGAUCUACUUUGAAUCAUCGUUUAAUCGCUUCGACUGUGUCGUGAUCAGCGGUUCGAUAUUUGAAGUGAUCUGGUCCGAGGUCAAGGGCGGCUCAUUUGGGCUGUCGGUGCUGCGAGCCCUACGUCUUCUGCGCAUCUUCAAGGUGACAAAGUAUUGGUCGUCGCUGCGCAAUCUUGUGAUAUCUCUCCUCAAUUCGAUGAGAUCCAUCAUCUCCCUGUUGUUCCUGCUCUUCUUGUUCAUCCUCAUAUUCGCAUUGCUCGGCAUGCAACUCUUUGGUGGUCAGUUCAACUUUCCAGAUGGAACACCAGCGACAAAUUUCAACACAUUUCCCAUUGCACUCCUCACGGUCUUUCAAAUACUAACUGGUGAAGACUGGAAUGAGGUCAUGUAUCAAGGUAUUGAGUCGCAGGGUGGACACAAAAAGGGAAUGAUUUAUUCACUAUAUUUUAUCGUUCUGGUGCUAUUUGGUAAUUACACUCUGCUGAACGUAUUCUUGGCUAUCGCCGUCGAUAAUUUGGCCAAUGCCCAAGAAUUAACGGCAGCCGAAGAGGAGCAAGUGGAAGAGGAUAAGGAGAAACAAUUGCAGGAGCUUGAGAAGGAAAUGGAGGCACUGCAGGUGUCAGAUGGGUCACCGCCGCGAAUGGAUAUGGGACCAUCGUCACCCACACGCAGUAAAAACAAAAAGAAGGAAGAUGAAAAGAAGGAGGAGGAGGAAGAAAUACCGGAUGGACCUAAACCAAUGCUACCAUAUUCUUCGAUGUUUAUUCUUUCGCCAACAAAUCCCAUUCGACGGGCGGCACAUUGGGUGGUUAAUCUGCAUUAUUUUGAUUUCUUCAUCAUGGUCGUUAUUUCAUUGUCAUCAAUCGCUCUGGCGGCGGAAGAUCCGGUAGAAGAGGAAUCAACACGAAAUAAAGUUCUAAAUUACUUCGAUUACGCCUUCACGGGCGUCUUCACGAUAGAGAUGUUACUGAAAAUUGUAGAUUUAGGUAUAAUACUGCAUCCGGGCAGCUACUUGAGAGAAUUCUGGAAUAUUAUGGACGCUGUCGUUGUAAUUUGCGCUGCUGUUAGUUUUGGAUUCGAUAUGAUUGGAAGCAGUGCAGGUCAAAAUUUAUCAACGAUCAAAUCAUUGAGAGUACUCCGAGUACUACGUCCAUUGAAAACAAUCAAACGUGUUCCGAAGCUAAAAGCUGUUUUCGAUUGCGUCGUUAAUUCACUCAAAAACGUUAUAAAUAUCCUGAUCGUGUACAUAUUGUUUCAAUUUAUUUUCGCUGUAAUUGCUGUACAAUUGUUCAAUGGAAAGUUCUUCUUUUGUACGGAUGAAAGUAAACACACUGCCGAGGAGUGUCAGGGGUCAUAUUUUGUGUUUGACGGUGACGAGCAAUUGCCACGGAGGGAAGCUCGAAUAUGGUCAACACAAAGCUUUCACUACGAUAAUGUAGCAACAGCAAUGUUAACACUCUUUGCUGUACAAACGGGUGAAGGAUGGCCUCAGGUGCUUCAGAAUUCCAUGGCCGCCACCUAUGAGGAUAAGGGUCCAAUACAAAAUUUCCGCAUUGAAAUGUCCAUUUUUUAUAUCGUGUACUUCGUAGUUUUUCCAUUCUUCUUCGUUAACAUUUUCGUGGCCUUGAUUAUCAUCACAUUCCAGGAGCAAGGCGAAGCUGAGCUGCAGGACGGCGAAAUAGAUAAGAAUCAGAAAUCGUGCAUCGAUUUUACGAUAGGGGCUCGUCCACUCGAGCGUUAUAUGCCAAAUAAAAGGAAUAGCUUCAAAUACAAAGUUUGGCGGAUAGUUGUAUCAACACCAUUCGAAUAUUUCAUCAUGAUGCUAAUCGUCUUCAAUACUCUGCUCCUCAUGAUGAAGUACCAUCAACAAAGUAAAAUGUACGAAAAGUCAUUAAAGUAUCUAAACAUGGGUUUCACGGGAAUGUUUAGUGUUGAGACUGUUCUUAAAAUUAUUGGAUUUGGUGUAAAGAAUUUUUUCAAAGAUCCAUGGAAUAUUUUCGACUUUAUAACUGUGAUCGGCAGUAUAAUUGAUGCCCUGGUUUUGGAGUUAGGAACAAGUUCAUUUAAUGUUGGAUUUUUAAGACUAUUCCGUGCUGCACGAUUGAUAAAACUUUUGAGACAAGGGUACACGAUACGAAUACUUCUGUGGACAUUCGUACAGUCCUUCAAGGCAUUGCCGUACGUUUGCUUACUCAUCGCGAUGCUAUUCUUUAUUUAUGCCAUUAUCGGAAUGCAGGUGUUUGGAAAUAUUGCACUAGACCCGGAAACUGCCAUAACAAGACACAACAACUUCCGUUCAUUCGUGCAAGGAUUAAUGUUGCUAUUCAGAUGUGCCACAGGCGAGGCGUGGCCGAACAUAAUGUUAGCCUGUCUUAAGGGAAGACCAUGUGAUGAGCGAGCUGGUAAAGAACCCCACGAAACAUGUGGGUCAUCUCUGGCUUAUGCAUACUUCGUGUCCUUCAUCUUUUUCUGUUCGUUCUUGAUGUUGAACUUGUUCGUGGCCGUUAUCAUGGACAACUUUGACUACCUAACAAGAGACUCAAGUAUUCUCGGUGCUCACCAUCUGGAUGAAUUUGUUCGCAUUUGGGCGGAAUAUGAUCCGAACGCAACAGGAAAAAUACAUUACACGGAGAUGUACGAUAUGCUGAAAAACAUGGAUCCUCCUUUGGGAUUUGGCAACAAAUGUCCCAAUCGCCUCGCCUACAAAAAAUUAAUACGAAUGAACAUGCCACUCGAUGCGGAUGGAAAAGUUAAUUUCACUACGACGCUAUUUGCACUAAUUCGGGAAAAUUUAAACAUCAAAAUGAGAUCGGCCGAAGAAAUGGAUCAAGCAGAUGAGGAACUCCGUGAGACGAUACGACAUAUUUGGCCACUGCAAGCGAAGAAAAUCCUAGAUUUGCUAAUACCGCAGAAUGAUACGCUGAACCAGGGAAAAUUGACUGUUGGUAAAAUAUACGCGGGUCUCCUCAUUCUGGAAUCGUGGAGAAAUACACGAUUCGGUCAGAUUGAUUCAGGACUUCCGGCCAAAGAUGCAAGCAAAACUAGUCCUACGGCAAAACAGCCGAAACAGUCGUUUUUCAAUUGCCUCCUGGACAUGGCGGCCCUGGAGAAGGGUGGAGGCUCCCGGACGGGAUCACUGAGUGCCGAUGGGGUACACGAUGGUGUCACAUCACAAACGCACCUGUUGCACCCUCACACCCAGACAAAUGGGGAUGCUGGCGAGCACGUGGGCAAUAGUAGCUUGGCCGCUCUGGCACGCAGGAGUACCAUGAGGAAGCGAUCGUUCAGAUCCAAAAAGGUGAUGUUGCAUUCGGCGCUCGAGCUGCAGGACGUCGCGUCACGGCAACCCUCGUUAGAAUCCUUAACGGGAGAUGGUCAUCUUCAUCCUGGACAUCCGUACAACGGCCACAGGAGAUCACCCAGUUUACGUGGGGGAUCGCCGUUGAUACGGACUCCUAGUCCAAGAAGAAGAGGUCAUCAUCUUCACCAUGACAUUGGAUUCUCAGAUACAGUGUCCAAUGUCGUGGAGAUCGUUAAGGGUGAACGAAGUCGGAGGCCUUAUGGCCAUGGAUCUCGAUUUACUCGAGGUUCAUGGUCAGCGUCGACGAGUCCCGCUCGAUCUCCGUCGCCAGCCCGAUACGGUCCCCGCGGGGAUGCUGCCCAUCACCGGAGUCGCCGCAACCAUCUUCAGUAUCCCACGUAUGGGACAACAAGUCUAUGUCAGAGGUCACGUUCACCGAGUCCCGCUCGACUGAAGGAGAUGCGUGACCGAUAUAGACUUUUGGACGAUGAAAUGGGAGGAACACACCAUGUUCAACUUAGUUACCCCGUUUUGGUGCCUGGACGUCGUCGGUUACCUCCUACACCGUGUAAACCAUCGACUUUGCAACUAAAGCCAACUAAUAUAAAUUUCCCUAAACUAAAUGCUAGCCCUACACAUAAGUAUUUUCACAAUUUUCAACAGACUCACCACUCGACACCUCAUAGUGUUCAUUCGCUGCCACAUUCUAGGGAUUUUCUCCGCGAUCAGCGAGAUUUUUACUACGCUAGUCGCGAACGCGAUCGACUGAGAGAUCGUGGACGUGAUUUUGAUUUAAGGUUCGAGUAUAGAGACAAGGAGCGUGAGAGGUAUGAAUUAGAACGGGAACGAGAACGAGAACGCGAGAGGGAGAUUGAGAGAGAAAGAGAAAGAUUGGAGUAUCACGCUCCUUUGUCUUUUGAACAAGCCUUAGCGAUGGGCAGAACUGGCAGAGUACUUCCAUCACCCGUCCUCAACGGCUUCAAGCCAAAAGGUGGCCUCCAUUCGCGCCACUCCGACUCCGAUGAAGAGGACUGGUGCUAGCAAAGGCUGAUAAGGCACAGCAACAGUAGGGAACAAAUAUGGGUCUAGCGGUGCGUAACUCCGUAUUAAGAUCAUUACUAAAUGUAUAAGGACAACUAACAAAGAAAACACACACUUUUUUCCAAGAAAAAAAAACCACAAAACAUAAAAACUUGGUGGUUAUAUAAAAGUAAAAAAAAACUUGACACAAAACGCAGAUUCUCUUUUUUUUGUAAAGAAAAAUUCCGAAAGACAUUAUCAUUAAAGAAAGAAAAAAAUGAAACACCCACACACCCCACACACUAUCGUGUCCUCCUAAGUAGCGUCUUUGUCGGUAGUGCAUCGAAGUUUCCUUUUUUUAAAUGUAAAAGAAAUUUCGUAUGCAAUUGACGCAUCUCAUCACCUGUUAGUUCAACAAAUUUUCAUUUAAAAAGAGAAGAAAAUUCGUUCAUUUAAAAAAAAUUGCAACUAUUCGAAGACAUCUAAUAUCUCUUAAUAAACUUGAUAAACUUUGAAUAUAUAGGAGUGGGUUUGUAGCGAAGAGGGGAAAUGGAAAGACAAACACGAUUACUUACCAGGAUUAUAUACUGUAUAAAGAAAAUAGGGAAUCGUAUGUAAAUACAUAUCGAUAUAGGUAAAAUAUUAUUUUGAUCUCCAUUAGGUACGAAAAAAAAAUCAUUGAGAAAUGACAAUUUAAACAUUUACUUAGUUUCACAAUCACACAAGAAUAAUAGAGAAUAGAUGGAAGAUAAAAUGGAAAACUUUGUAGAAAACAAACGUAUAAGAAGUUAAGAUCGCGUGCGUAUUUAUUGGUUUAAAAAUGAUUUUAAUCUUUCAUUUACUUGUGAUAUUUCUUCUAUUUUCAUUCCUUAUUUUUUUUAAAGCAUUAAAUUGCCAUUUCAUCAUUUAAUCUAAUUAACAUUAAGUACGGAACAUGCAAGUUGUAUUGAAAAAAAUAAAAAAUAAAGAUGAAAGCUGCCGAUUGGUUUGUAUUGGACUUCCAGGUCCCAUUUUAAAGAGAUACUUUUAGAGAAAGUUAUCUUCCAAAAAAAAAAUAUGCCACAAUCUUUAAGAAUAUUUUACUUAAAAGAAUAAUUGAAGGAAAAAUCGACCAUUUUUGACAUUUUCGUGCGCAAUAUUGUAGACUUUUUAUUAAAUUCUCGUAUCAACGUCUCAAUCUUCUCAUUUCUCGAUAGCUGGCAAAGAUCCGUCCCAUUAUUUAUUUUUUCAUAACAUUAGCUAUGACGCCUAACAAUAAAAUAUUAAGGAUCUCUCAAUGAAAAUUUCUUCACGUUAAACAAAAAAAAAUCAUUUGUUAGGCUCUUAAAGAAAUUCAUUAAAAGACAUUUUAAAGAUUUUCUUUUAGAACAUUCUUAGACAAUGUCAGCAGGGCCAGCAGAGGCACAAAGGCAAAAAAAAGAGAAAAAUUUAGCAACAAAAAAUGCAAAAAUUGUGGGUUAAAAAAACUGCCAGAAAUUGCGAUUUGUUAAUUGAACAAAAAAAAUCAUCUGUUGAAAUCUCAUUGCAGUUUUUUUUAAGGAAUUUUUAGAAUCUGGGACGAUAGGAAAAUUAAUAAAUUUCAGAAGUGCCGCUCUGUGGCAAGUUUUCUUUAUUCUUUCUAAAGAAUUAAUAUCGCAAAAAUAUCUUAUCCCACUGCCACAUAAAUUCUCAGCCGUUUUUCUUCAUUGCGCAAUCAUUAAAUGAUUUUUAAUUUUACCACCAAAAUCAUUCUCAAACUUUCAUCUCAAACACACAACCAUUUAGAACGAUUCUUAAUGUAGAAUUUAUGGUGAUGACUUCUUUUCUUUGCAAAUUCUUUGUUUUUAUACAUUUUUGCAUGUAAAAACAAAGUAUAAGAAAAAAAUUCGUGGGCUACAGAGUAAUAGAUAUUCCACAAAAAAAUGAAAAAAUUGCUUAAUUUUCUUUUAAAUGGAACAAAUCCUUAAAAAAAACAUUUUGCCAAUCAAAUCCGACGAAAAAAAUAAAUAAAUAACAAGCAAGAAUACAUAGUAUUCUGUUUGCCCUCUACCCACACAACAAAAGCAUUAAGAAGAGAAAAAAAAUGUACAGAGAAACACAAAAAUAUUAUACAGAUAGUUCUUAUUUAUUGACGAUGGAGAGGAAAAAAAUUGAUAAAAAAAUGACUUCACAUUUAGCGAAAGUGUAUAUAAAAUACAGUUUUCUGUGAUAUAAAAAUAUAUAUUAUUAAAAGUAAAAAAAAAAGUAAUUUAAAGUCUAUAAACAAAUUUUAAAAUGAAAUCCAUUCGAGUUAUAAAUAUAAAUUAACUUUAAACAACAAAAAAAUACAUUUUACUGAAUUUUGAGAAGCGAGAGAUGAAAAGAAAAUUGAAAGUUUUCAUUCAACAUUUACUCAUUGCCACAUUCCAUUUCACAAUUUAAUAGAAAGAAAAUGACAAAAAUAUUUAAAGAAAAAAAUAUUAAUUCAAUGAAUCAUCAAGAGAAGGAUGACUUGAAGGGAAGAGUUAAAGAAGAAAAAAAAAAGACGUAAAAACAUGAAAGAAGAAAAUCUUAUAAAAUACAUAGCAUAAAAUACCCAUAUAUAGAUUCAUCAAUGCGGAUUAAGAAAAAAAAACUGUUCUGUAAUAUAUUUCUAUAAGAAGAGCGAUGCGGGGGGAAGGGGGUGGUAAGAGAUGAUAAAUGAUUGAUGAAACAUAGAAUUUUAUAAUUUCAAUAUACCAUAAAGUGAAAAAUCACAUGCAUUUCUACUUCGCCGCUUAGGAGAGUUUAUACAUAUAAAGGAGGUUAGGGGAUGUUCUUCUCUGUGUAAUAAAAAAAAUGGAUUAAAUAGAGAGAUUGAGAGAAGGAUGAGAAUUUAUUGACAUUAUAGAUGUACUCGUACAAUGCAUAUUAUUAGAUAAAAAAAAACAAAUAUCGAUACAUAUUGUAAAUGUAAUAUUUCCAUAAAAAUCCAUGAUGAAAUCUUAUAUUGAAUACGUUAUGCUUUUAUGUUGUUCUCAUAUAACAAUAAUAUGAACGAGGCAUAAAAUCGAUGUUUCUACAUUCUUUUAGUAAAAAAAAAUAAUUAAAAAAAAUAAACCAUCAAUGCGGGAAAAUGUGAAAGAAAAUUGUUGGUAGACAAAUGAAGGAGUGAAUGGGUUAGAAAAGAAAAGAAAAAAUAAUGAAAUGUUGUCCACGGAUUUUGUCAUGUUGAACCUCGAUAGAGUGAUGAAGACAUUUUGCAUAGAGGAGCAUGAUCCACUUACCAAAUAUUAUAUUACCAAGUAAAUGUUGACUACUCGUAAAUUUUAUGUAAAAUCUCAUAUUUUUUCGUACUUUGUCAUAAAAGCCGAAUUAAACGAUGGUUAGAACAGUUGGAGCAAUUUUUGUAUUUGUCGUAACACUCAUUUUGUUUUCUCUUCAUUUUCAUUUUUCUUCAUUCCUCAAAUUUGAAAUUUUUAAAUGUAGUUUUCAGGACAAUUUUCCAAAUGCAAAUGGCAUAGAAAAUCAUACACAAAAAAAAUCCGUUUUUUUUUUCUUUUUUCAUACAGUCUGAGUAAAAUAUAAAAUUUUUGGACCAGAAAUCACAAUGACAAAUCACUUAUUACCGAAAGGAAAGAAAAAAAAAACAAGAAAAACUCCGAUAUAAUUUAUUAAAUUGUUCACAGAAAAUGGCAAAUUUUUUUAAAUCAAACUGUUGUAUGAUUGUUGAUGCAAUUUCAAAGAGUAAUAUUUGUUUUAAAAUAACAAAAGAAAAAAAAAACAUUCCAUAAAAUAUCACGCGUUUUAAGGAGAAACAAAUAAAUAAAUAAAUCGAAAAAGGGGGGAGUUUUCGUGAUCUUUUUAGUCACCAAUGAAGAGAGAAUGUAUAAUGUAAAAUUUAGUCUUAAAUAACACUUUAGUUUUGAUAAAAUUUAAACAAAAAAAGAAAUUCCUUUUUAAUGAAUGUACAUAAAGAAUAUUUUAGUGCAUCACCACAGAAAAAAAAGUAAAAUAAGAAAUCAAAUUCAUAAAUUUAUAUAAGAAAAAAUAGACUUUAAAUUUUUGUCUGAACUUCACGAAUGAUGAAAACCAUCCAGACAUUCGAUAAGGAGUUUAUGCUUUGCUAGGAAAAAAAAUACACUCAAACACACAACACCCAUUUAAUGAACCAAAAAACAUUUAUCUUGCGAAUUAAUGUGUUAAAUUCAUAAUUUAUUAAUUUUUCUCACACAAAAUUUACCAAGUAAAAAAUUUUAUUAUUUAAAAGAAAAACUUUCUGAAUAUUUGCGCGAUUUUCUUUACUAGAUUUCUUAUUUUAACAUAACAUCCCAAGGUUAAGUUCUCCAACAUUAGUUAGGGAAUAGAUUUGUUUCUUGAAAGUUCUCUUUUUUUUAAUUAUUUGGGCAAUAUUGACUUAAAUGAGGGAGAGCACGACAAAAGAAAUCGAUUGUAUCCGACGCAUAGAAAUUUUGUGAAAAUAAAAAUUCUCUAAAUACAAUCUAAUUCAUAAAAUAAAUUACCGUAAAUUGCAAAAGAAAAAUUUUUACUCAUAAACUCAUCCUGUAAAAAGAAAAUCUGACGCGCGGCACUUAAUUCAUCGAACAUUUCAGUGAAUUGUGUAAUAGAAGAAAAAAAUAUAAAAAAAACCAAAAAAGAAAUAAAAAAAACAUAAAGAACUUCUAACAGAAACAUUGAAGGUGGAAAAAAAAUUUCAAAUAUUGCAUUAGAAUUUUUAUAAAAAGAAAUUGAAAUAAAAAAUUUAAUAGAUAAUUAAAUAUACCAAGAUAAAUUUUAAACAAAGGGAAAGGACACUACAUUACAUAUACAUAGGUACUGCGAUGAUGCAAGUAAAUACAAAUGAAAAAAUAUUGAUUCAUUCAUUAACAUUAAAUACUUUUUAAAAAUAUUUAUAUUGAACAAAUUAAUCAAAUUUACAUGAUGAUAGAAAGAUGACAAAGAAUGGAUUUAAAAAAUCUUAUUAUUUUCCCUAUUGCCAUAUAUUAUGAUGAUGAAAAAUUGAAUAGAUUACCAGAGGAAAGUGGCAAGAAUUUUGAAAAAUUCAACCUCAACAAACUCUAUAAAAAAAUUGUUAUAUUUAUUCCGAAAGACAUAGAGAAAUUACAAGAGAAAACAUGAUUGUUCUAGUUGGAAAGAAGAUGAAAAAAAAAAAACUUAAAAAAUUAUCUUUAUUAACAAAUAAAUCCAUAUAUAAAAUUACUCAUAUUUUUUUGUUAUUUAUUACCUAAACACAAUUUAAAGAAGAAGAAAAAAACAUGUACUCAUAUAUCAAAGUUUAUUACUGGUUGAAUUCUUCAAAUAUUUAAAAAAAAAAUGAAUGAAAUGGAAAUGAAAAAAUAUAUUAAUUACUUAUACCAAAAAAAAAAUUGGAAAGUGUUGAUUUUCCAAUGCAGAGAAAGAAUAUAUAAAUAUACAUACAUUGCAUAUUAUUAUAGCUAAAUCUAAAAAAAUCUUAUAUGUAUAAAAAUGGCAGAAACAGAAUUAUUUAUUAUUGAAAAAAAAAUGAAACAUGAAGAGUAAUAGUAAUGCACUGUAUACCGGAUAUUUGUUAAAUCGCAUUAUUGAGAUGAAGGAGUAAACCCGAAAAAAAAACAAAACAAGAAAAUGGAAAUUCUUAGAUAAAGUAUGAAAAAAGAAAUUUAUUAUCAUGUCAUCGCUUUCGAAGCCCGUUUUUUUAAAGAAAAUAAAGUAAAAAUAAAAAAUAA
Messenger RNA from Lutzomyia longipalpis, 12117 nucleotides. It is a transcript of the gene cac, whose product is annotated as voltage-dependent calcium channel type A subunit alpha-1. Gene Ontology annotation, molecular function: high voltage-gated calcium channel activity; calcium ion binding. Bases 329 to 6475 code for a protein of 2048 amino acids. Gene Ontology annotation, biological process: calcium ion import across plasma membrane; chemical synaptic transmission. Gene Ontology annotation, cellular component: voltage-gated calcium channel complex; membrane. The transcript is spliced from 38 exons. NCBI's taxonomy places the organism in Eukaryota, Metazoa, Arthropoda, Insecta, Diptera, Psychodidae. The record is from RefSeq and is a predicted model, not a curated record.